Centropristis striata (black sea bass) is the source of this 2655-nucleotide messenger RNA. RefSeq names its product extracellular calcium-sensing receptor-like. Gene Ontology annotation, biological process: G protein-coupled receptor signaling pathway. Bases 1 to 2655 code for a protein of 884 amino acids. NCBI's taxonomy places the organism in Eukaryota, Metazoa, Chordata, Actinopteri, Perciformes, Serranidae. Gene Ontology annotation, molecular function: G protein-coupled receptor activity. The record is from RefSeq and is a predicted model, not a curated record. The transcript has 12 exons. Gene Ontology annotation, cellular component: membrane.
AUGUCUUGGUUCUCCUGGCUCUUCACUCUGAGGCUGCUGCUUGUGGGCAGACAGCUGGGCCUCAGGGUCGGGUUGCAGACAGUUCAGACGGAGACUUGUUCUCGGUGGGGGACACCCAGCAACCAGGGUCUGUUCCAGGAUGGAGAUGUAGUUCUUGGUGGGCUCUUUACUCUUCAUUACCAAAUUCCAGCUAUAGAAAACGACUUCAGUCAGCUGCCGCACUACAAACCUUGCGCCCGUUUAGAACGUGCUUCUUUGCAAUACUUAUAUGCCAUGGUGUUUGCAGUGGAGGAAAUUAAUCACAGCUCAAUGCUGCUACCAGGUCUGAAGCUGGGCUACAGUAUUUUUGAUAGCUGUGGCAGACCGCCGUGGGCUCUUCAGGGAGCACUGUCGCUGGUUGGAGGAGACAGACCCAGCUGUACCUCAACAGAUCCUCCUGACUAUUCUGCAGGAUAUGGAGAGGAAAUUGGAAAAAGAAGAGGUGAUCACCCUGUUCCCCUGAUCAUCGGUGGUGCUUCCUCUGUGACGGCCCAGAUCCUCUCCAGAAUGCUGGGCCCACUCUCUAUAAGCUACCUGGCGAGCUGCCCCUGUCUGAGUGACAGGCAUCAAUUUCCUAACUUCUUCAGGACUAUCCCCAGUGAUAUUUACCAAGCCCGGGCUAUUGCCCAGCUCGCCAUACGCUUCAAUUGGACUUGGAUCGGAGCAGUGGUAGCAAACAAUAAUUAUGGCCACAUGGCAGUAAAGGUAUUUCAGGAGGAGACUCAGGGGGCAGGGGUGUGUCUGGCAUUUGUAAAGACUCUCCAAAGGGAAAGAAUCGUGAGCGACGCCAGACAAGCAGCACUCGCAAUUCAGGCUUCAACUGCAAAAGUGAUUCUGGUCUUUUCCUGGUACACAGAUGUGAGGGAGCUGUUCCUACAACUAGAAAAGAUAAAUGUGACUGACAGACAGUUUCUGGCCAGUGAGGCUUGGAGCACCAGUGGUGAUCUCCUUCAACAUCCGGUGACUUCUAAAGUGGCAAAAGGAGUUCUUGGUGUGGCCAUUAGAAGUUCAGCUGUAACUGGUUUUGAAAAUUACAUCAGAAAUUUGGACCCCAUUGAUCGUCCUGAUGAUACGUUUCUAAGAGAGUUCUGGGAAACUGAAUUUGGAUGCAGUCCUGGUCCAUUAAAUAUUUCUACUUCACCUCCUGCCAUUAGAUCUCUGCAGAAAGCUCUACUAUCACCCUGCAGCGGGACAGAGUCCCUGGAGGGAGUUCACAAUCACUUCACUGACACCUCUCAGCUUAGGGUGACAUAUAAUGUCUACCUUGCUGUUUAUGCGGCAGCCCACGCCCUUCACAGCCUUCUCUCCUGCCCAAACAGAGGCAACUCACCCAGAAACAACAGCUCCACCUGCAGUUCUCCAAACAACAUCAAACCCAUAGAGCUAUUGGGUCACUUGAACAAUGUGAAUUUCACCACACCACAAGGUGAAAUGUUUCAUUUCCAAGGUGCCGACAUUCCAGCAAAGUAUGACCUUGUUAACUGGCAGAACAGCCCUGAGGGGUCACUCAAACUGGUUCUGAUUGGUCGUGUGGACGGCUUUGACCUCCACCUUAAUGAGUCUGCAAUACAGUGGAGCACAGGAUCCAAUCAGGUGCCUGCCUCAGUGUGCAGUGAGAGCUGCCCUCCAGGCACCAGAAAGGCCAACAGGAAAGGAGAACCUCUCUGCUGCUUUGACUGUAUCCCAUGUGCUGAAGGGGAGAUAAGCAAUCAAACUGAUUCCCUUCACUGUGAACGUUGUCCAUCUGAGUUUUGGUCCAAUGCUGAACAAAAUGCCUGCAUCCCUCGCCAGCUGGACUUCCUCUCCUUUAAUGAAACUUUGGGCAUUACUCUGACUACAGCAGCUGUGUCUGGUGUUGCCGUGACAACGGCUGUAUUUAUGGUGUUUGUCUGCUACCGCCAAACACCUAUGGUGCGAGCCAAUAAUUCAGAGCUGAGCUUCCUGCUUCUCCUGUCGUUGAAGCUCUGCUUCCUGUGCUCGCUGGUGUUCAUCGGCCGUCCAUCAGUCUGGGCCUGUCGGUUCCAGCAGGCAGCUUUUGGGAUCAGCUUUGUACUUUGUGUUUCCUGCCUCCAAGUCAAGACUAUUGUAGUUCUGGCAGCUUUCCGCUCAGCCCGGCCUGGUGCUGAAGCCCUAAUUAAGUGGUUUGGUCCAGGCCAACAGAGAGGAAGUGUCUGCCUUCUUACUGGUAUACAGAUUAUCAUCUGUGCCACAUGGCUAUCCCUCAGCCCCCCUGUGCCUCGACGUGAUCUGGGUUUCCAAGGGUCAAAGGUCACCCUGGAGUGUGCCAUGGCCUCAGUGGUGGGUUUCUCUCUGGUUCUGGGCUACAUUGGUCUGCUGGCCUUCACCUGCCUCCUCUUGGCCUUUCUUGCUCGGAAACUCCCUGACAAUUUCAAUGAGGCCAAACUGAUCACCUUCAGCAUGCUGAUAUUCUGUGCUGUCUGGGUGGCCUUUGUCCCUGCGUAUGUUAGCUCUCCUGGAAAGUACACUGUUGCUGUGGAGAUUUUUGCAAUCCUGGCCUCUAGCUAUGGUUUGCUGCUCUGUAUUUUUGCCCCAAAAUGUUUUAUCAUUCUUUUGAGGCCUGAGAAAAACACAAAGAAACACCUGAUGGCAAGGUAG